UUCUACCAAAAUGUAUUAUUUAUCGCACACAAUACAUGUAGUAUGCUAUUUCUCAGUGUUAAUAAGACUGAAUAACGGUUACUUGCUAUUCGCUGCGAAUUUGGACGACUUUCACACCAUAGCAAAGAAGUUAGUUUCAAACACUAUGGCCGAUCGCCUAACUCAGAUAGCCUCAAAGCCGUCGAUAAGAGAUAGCGAAGAAAGCACCGAUCUCGACAAAAGUGAAGAAUCAACUGAGGAUGUCAGUUUACCACCUAUAAAAGGUGUAAGGAAUGAAUCUCCCUUAAAAGAAAUGUCAGCUUUAGAUGACGAAUCGACUAAUAAAAAAGAAAAGGUCUCUGCGCAAAAACAGAACGCAAAAAAUACUGAAGACCAAUAUAAUAUUCAAGAAAUGCCACCUUCUGCCGACGAAGCGUCUUAUGAAGAACAAAUUGUGGAGAAACCUACUAAAAAUACUAACAACAAAUUUAAUAAUGAAAAAAGUUCAACUUUUCUUGACAAAGCUAUCAACGAAGAGCGAAAUGUCGCUAAUCAAAAUAAAAAAAUUGUAACAAAGCAGUAUAAUAUUGAAGAAAUGUCACCAUUCGCUGACGAACCACUUUAUAAAGAAGAUAUUUUUAAUAAGCCUGCUGCGAAACAAGAAAUUCAAACAGAAGUAGAAUGGUUUGAUUCUGAAGACGCAUUAAAGGAACUAUGUACAAACGGUGAUAAAAAUUUAAAACCAAUAAAUAGAAAGGUAAGGAAAAUUAAAUCGACUACUGAUAACUAUAGUCUGUACAAGAAAUUGGAUAUGACACAAAAAGAGAGCUAUGAAGAUUAUGUUACGCCGGCAAGAGAAGUUAAUGUUUACGCAAGUUCAGAAGUUAAACAACGAUAUAAUGUAGAAGAAAAUAGCCCGAUCCAUAAUAGAUAUAAGAUAAUAAAUAAAAGUUACAAUAAUAAAAACCCUAACAUUCAUGGAGAUACGCAAUUAGAAAAAUCAAUAAAACCACCAAAUAAAUACGAAUAUGCAGAAAAAGUUAAAGAAUCAGAUGAAAUAAAAGCCAAAACAGAAAACCUUUGGUAUGACAACGAAGAUAAAUCAAAUGUGGAUACCAUUAUUUUAUCAGGCGCCUUGGAAAAACCAAAAUUUGGAACAAGAUUUCCUGCGAGGCACACUUAUAAGGCAACUCCAAAUUUUGUUGCAAACCUACCAGUGGUGGUAGAAAAGUACAAUUUUAACGAACCGAUACCCGAAGCGGACCGUGAACGUGAAACUCUGAAAUAUUUAGGGAAUCCGCCAGCGAGCAUUAAUAAAAAAGUUCGUUUAACAUAAACCCAUUAUUUUUUGUCUUUGCCAGCUAACACAAUUUAAAAAAGAUUGAAUAUACACUCUUUUUUUUUUUUCUAAUAAAAGUAUUUAUUGAAAUAUCUGUUAUCGACUCCUCACUAUGACAGUUAA
Molecule: messenger RNA, 1441 nt
Organism: Pararge aegeria (speckled wood butterfly)
Lineage: Eukaryota; Metazoa; Arthropoda; Insecta; Lepidoptera; Nymphalidae
Exons: 3
Coding region: 11-1315 (434 amino acids)
Source: RefSeq, a predicted model, not a curated record